Messenger RNA from Penicillium macrosclerotiorum, 1653 nucleotides. Its product is annotated as sugar porter family MFS transporter. The record is from RefSeq and is a predicted model, not a curated record. Gene Ontology annotation, molecular function: carbohydrate:proton symporter activity. Lineage: Eukaryota; Fungi; Ascomycota; Eurotiomycetes; Eurotiales; Aspergillaceae. Gene Ontology annotation, cellular component: membrane. The transcript is spliced from 3 exons. Bases 1 to 1653 code for a protein of 550 amino acids. Gene Ontology annotation, biological process: transmembrane transport; carbohydrate transport.
AUGGCAGACGUCGAAAAACCCCAUCCAGCCAAGGAGCUGUCUCCUGAUGGUCAUGUAUUGGAGGGCUUUUCACACCAUGCCGAGGAUAUCACCGCAGACCGGGAGCCCUAUGGGCCACCGGGUCUGCGAGGUCUAAUCCUGAACCCUUUCGUAUUGAUGUGCGCCGCUUGUUCAACCCUGGGCGGCUUGAUCUUCGGAUAUGAUCAGGGCGUGGUCUCAGUCAUCUUGGUGAUGGAUCAGUUUCUGGAUGAGUUCCCGCGGGUCGGGGGCUCGGGAGCUGGGUUCUGGAAGGGACUACUCACAGCGAUGAUUGAACUAGGGGCCCUGCUCGGCGCACUCAAUCAGGGUUGGAUCGCCGACAAGAUCUCUCGCCGGUACUCAAUCCUUGUAGCUGUCGCGAUCUUCACGAUUGGAUCGGUCCUGCAGACGGCGGCCAUGGACUAUGCCAUGUUGACGAUCGCGCGACUGAUUGGCGGCGUCGGGAUUGGUAUGCUGUCCAUGGUGGCGCCCUUGUACAUCUCUGAAAUCAGCCCUCCCGAAUGCCGAGGAACUUUGCUUGUCCUCGAGGAAUUCUGCAUCGUGCUCGGUAUUGUGAUCGCCUACUGGAUCACUUAUGGCACUCGAUACAUGGCUGGCGAAUGGUCCUGGCGCCUACCUUUUCUUUUGCAGAUGAUCCCGGGCUUUAUCCUAGCCGCCGGAGUCUAUGCUCUCCCCUUUUCACCUCGAUGGCUCGCCUCGAAAGGCCGCAACGAAGAAUCCCUCCAAAGCCUUUCGAAGCUUCGUAACUUGCCGACCACUGACCGCCGUGUGCGCCAGGAAUAUAUGGACAUCCUAGCCGAGGUUCGAUUCCACCAGCAGAUGAACGCAGAAAAGCACCCCAAUCUUCAAGGUGGUGGCUUGAAGAAUGAAAUUCUCUUGGAGCUGGCCUCUUGGGCCGAUUGCUUCAAAACUGGCUGCUGGCGCCGAACCCAUAUUGGCACGAUGAUCAUGUUCUUUCAGCAAUUUGUUGGCAUUAAUGCUCUGAUCUACUAUUCUCCCAGCCUUUUUGGCACCAUGGGCUUCGACACUGAAAUGCAAUUGGUCAUGUCCGGAGUACUAAAUGUGUUGCAGCUGGUGGGUGUUACUACAAGUAUUUGGACGAUGGACACCUUGGGGCGUCGCAAGCUUCUGCUGGGCGGAUCUGUUCUGAUGGCCGUGUCCCAUAUUAUCAUUGCAAUCCUGGUCGGUCUCUAUAGCUCGAACUGGGCGGCACACCAGACUCAGGGAUGGGUCAGUGCUGCAUUUUUGUUAUUCUACAUGAUCGCUUUCGGCGGCUCGUGGGGACCUGUUCCCUGGGCGCUUCCUUCCGAAAUCUUCCCCUCCUCCCUUCGUGCCAAAGGUGUUGCUAUUUCGACUUGCUCCAACUGGCUUAACAACUUCAUCAUUGGUCUCAUAACUCCACCCCUGGUCGAAAACACAGGAUACGGUGCCUAUGUCUUCUUUGCCGUGUUCUGUCUGCUGUCUGGCGUGUGGACCUUUUUCUUUGUACCAGAGACCAAAGGUCGCACUCUUGAGCAGAUGGAUCAUGUGUUCAAAGAUAAUUCGAAUGAGCAUGAGCAGGCUCGCAGAGAUGCAAUUGAAACGGAGCUCCUGGCCGAGCGACAGUAUGUAUAA